Molecule: messenger RNA, 2015 nt
Organism: Engraulis encrasicolus (European anchovy)
Lineage: Eukaryota; Metazoa; Chordata; Actinopteri; Clupeiformes; Engraulidae
Gene: ehd1a
Product: EH-domain containing 1a
Exons: 7
Coding region: 393-2012 (539 amino acids)
Biological process (GO): endosomal transport; endocytosis
Cellular component (GO): plasma membrane; cytoplasm
Molecular function (GO): calcium ion binding; GTP binding; protein binding
Source: RefSeq, a predicted model, not a curated record
UUCCUCUGUGAUGGGGAAAGAAAAAAAUAGCUCUAAUGAAAGCCGCUAGCACUAGGACGUUAAUGACGAAGUUUCACUUUAGUGGCACGGUACUGUCACGAGAAAAAGGACAUUUUCGGGGGCAACCUUAAUUAAAUGACAUUUCUAUUAAGGGGUCGCCUGUUUCAUCUGUGAAAAAUCUGCCAUUUCAGUCUGAGUUAACCCUGUGGGGCACGCGACAUUUCCUCAGUGUAUGAAUCAGUUGUAGUUGCGUCGCUGUAGGAGGGGAGGUGGUAAGCUAGCUAAAUUACUGUCGAAACCUGCCCCUGCCUGAGUAGUCGGGGCGGACAUCCUCAUCUGAAGCAGUUGCCUCCUGUAGUUCCUGCUGUAUCGGUACGUCCCGGAGUCUGAAAAUGUUCAGUACGUGGAGAAGAGAAGGGAAGAAAGACCCAGAAUUAUUUCAAAAUGUUGCAGAGGGGCUACGACGAUUGUACAGAACUAAACUCUUUCCACUGGAAGACACCUAUCGCUUCCACGAGUUCCACUCACCGGCGUUGGAGGAUGCCGAUUUUGACAACAAGCCUAUGGUACUCCUGGUGGGUCAGUACUCAACCGGCAAAACCACAUUUAUUAGGCACCUAAUGGAACAGGACUUCCCCGGUAUGAGGAUAGGCCCGGAGCCCACCACAGAUUCGUUUAUUGCCGUAAUGCACGGAGACCAGGAAGGUGUGAUACCUGGAAACGCCCUGGUUGUCGACCCGAAGAAACCUUUCCGAAAGCUCAAUGCCUUUGGGAACGCUUUCCUCAACAGGUUCAUGUGCGCGCAGCUGAACAACCCGGUCUUGGAGAGUAUCAGUAUCAUCGAUACUCCAGGAAUCCUGUCUGGCGAAAAGCAGAGAAUCAGCAGGGGUUAUGACUUCGCAGCAGUGCUGGAGUGGUUCGCGGAGCGUGUGGACCGCAUCAUCCUGCUCUUCGACGCCCACAAGCUGGACAUCUCGGACGAGUUCUCGGAGGUGAUCCGCGCGCUCAAGAACCACGAGGACAAGAUGCGCGUAGUGCUGAACAAGGCCGACCAGAUCGGAACUCAGCAGCUCAUGAGGGUCUACGGCGCCCUCAUGUGGUCACUGGGAAAGAUCAUCAACACGCCCGAGGUGGUGCGUGUCUACAUCGGCUCCUUCUGGGCGCAGCCGCUGCUGGUGCCCGACAACCGCAAGCUGUUCGAGGCGGAGGAGCAGGACCUGUUCACCGACAUCCAGGGUCUGCCCAGGAACGCCGCCCUCAGGAAGCUCAACGACCUCAUCAAGAGGGCACGCCUGGCCAAGGUGCACGCCUACAUAAUCAGCACCCUGAAGAAGGAGAUGCCGAGCGUGUUUGGGAAGGACUCCAAGAAGAAGGAGCUGAUCGCCAACCUGCAGGACAUCUACACACAGGUGGAGAGGGAGCACCAGAUCUCGCCCGGGGACUUCCCCAACAUCAAGAAGAUGCAGGAGAUGCUGGCCAAUCAGGACUUCACCAAGUUUGCCUCUCUGAAGCCCAAGCUGCUGGAGGCGGUGGACGACAUGCUGGCCAAUGACAUUGCACGCCUCAUGACCCUGGUCCGCCAGGAGGAGGCCAACAUGCCCGUGCAGGUGGUGAAGGGAGGGGCGUUCGACGGCACCAUGAACGGGCCCUUCAACCACGGCUACGGCGAGGGCGCCGGGGAAGGCAUCGACGACGCGGAGUGGAUUGUGGCGCGCGACAAGCCCUCCUACGACGAGAUCUUCUACACGCUGUCGCCCGUCAACGGGAAAGUCUCGGGCGCCUCGGCCAAGAAGGAGAUGGUCAAGUCCAAGCUGCCCAACACGGUGCUGGGCAAGAUCUGGAAGCUGUCGGACGUGGACAAGGACGGUUACCUGGACGACGAGGAGUUUGCUCUGGCCAACCACCUGAUCAAGGUCAAGCUGGAAGGUCACGACCUGCCCGCCGCGCUGCCCCAACAUCUGGUGCCACCCUCCAAACGGCAACUCAGUGAGAAGAUAACUAGUGACGAGUGAAGU